CUUACGAUAGCCUUCCGCCGGAGGACCUAGUGCUCGUAGCGCUCUCGCGUUUUAAGGAACUGCAGACACGGCACGCCAAAACCGAGCGUCGGCAUUUGACGUCCCCGUUGUUUUGUCCGUCGGAAGACGCCGAAGCUAUAUUCCCGCCCCCCCCCCUCCCUACUGCCCCUCCGUGAAAAUACCCCGUCUCUCAAAGGCGUUUGAAAUCGGACACCGCUGGCAUUGAGGCCCUCACUUUUGCGCGGAGGGAUACGUUGUUGCGUCUGACAAUGUGGACGGAGGUAGUGAAGAUGUCUACGAGAAGAAUGAAAUCAUCUCAGUUGUAACAACAACAAAAAAGAGGAAGACGCCAGAUUAGUUACUAUAAUAGCUUUGUUGGCGCUCGAGCCCCGUAGCGUUGAAGCAAACACGUGGGCGCCGCGGGAAAAGCAGGUUUUUACCGGGACAAAAGGAAAGACAUCUACGCUGCUCCAAUGCGUUUCGUGCACUGAGGUCGAAAUUCUCUUGAAGUUUUAUGUUUUUCUCGUCGCGAGUCUGCGCUUUUCUUUUUACUGUUGGAUAUCAGACACUUGGAGAGGAGAGGGUUUAUUAGAGACUGAAGGGUAUGAACGAACAGCAGCAAAGAAUGGCUGCAGUGGGAACUGACAAGGAACUCAACGACCUCCUGGAUUUCAGUGCGGUUUUGUCAGCCCAAGAUAUUUCCAUCCAUCACUCUUGGCAUGCAAAGAUGUUCGCGCCGCCAGUAGCCAAUGGGAAGAACCGGACGAUGACGCUCGCCAGCAGUCAGUUUCAGGGAUCAGCAAUAGACGAGCGCAGCGGCUCUGGGUCUUGGGGCUCAGCAGAACAGAACAGCCCCUCGUUCAGCCAAGGACGGGGCUACGUUGAAGGAUCCCACUACAACGAGCAUGAAGGCUUGUCCUCUCCGUUCAUCAGUGCGGGGGUCGCAGGUAAAAAUGAGAGGCCACCAUACCCUCCCUUUGUAAGCCAGCCUGGUUUCCUUCCCAGCGAAAUAGCGAUGCCCAGCCCGGACGCCAUGUCCCCCUCCGGCCUGAAAACCGGCUCCCAGUUUUACCCGUCAUACCCCACCAACCCGAGGAGAAGGCCGCCCGAUGGAGGCAUAGAAACCCAGCCAAAGAAGAUUCGGAAACCCCCUGGCCUGCCGUCCUCGGUGUAUGCUUCCACAUCUGGUGACGAGUAUGCGAGAGACAACGGAGGAUAUCCUGGUGCUAAGCCUGGAGCGGUCUACCCUUUCUAUAUGCAAGAAGACCCCUGGUCGUCCUCUGGCUACUCCGCCAUGCUGGGUAACUCUCCUCACAUCGGACAGCCGGGCACCUUCUCUGCAAUUAACCCACAGGAAAGGAUGAAGCGUCAACCCCUGCCUCUGUCCCCACAGAACUAUCCGCUGCACGGCAGCGAAGUCAACGGCUUCCACCCGGCCCCCGCCGCCUACAACCACACCCCCGCCAUCAACGGAGAGAGCAUCAUGGCCCACCGAGGCACCACAGCUGGCAGUUCAGGAGAUGAAAUUGGAAGGCUCUUGCCUCAGUGAAUUUACCCGUCGGACCACAACAGUAAUAACUUCCCCUCCGCUCCAUCUACCCCUGGAUCUCCUCAGGCUAUUGCAGGAGCUCCGUCUCAGUGGCAAAGACCAACCACGCCCAACUAUGAAGGGCAAGCACACGCGCUGCAGAGUAAAAUGGAGGACCGUUUGGAGGAGGCCAUCCACGUCCUGCGUAGCCACGCUGUGGGUCAGGGUCUGGAGGGCGCCCCCGACAUGCACAGCCUGCUGUCCGCCGUACACAACGGGGGCCUGGGGGGCCUCUCUCCCGCCUUCCCGAAUGCGAGCCUCGCCCUCAGCAACAGACAUCCGGCCAUGGGAGGGAAACAUGAGGAGCCCACAGGCCUUCCUCCCAGCAGCACCCUCCUGCACGGUCACCACGCGUCCGGCCCGACGCCACCGGUCGGCCAACCCGAAGGCUUUACCGGUCUCCCCGGCGGCCUGGCCCGCUCCACGCACUCCUCCAGCAGCUCGGACAUCAAAAGAGAAGACAAAGAGGACGAUGAGAACUCGUCCGUUGGCGAUAAAUCUGAUGACGAGAAGAAGGACUCCAAGGCGGCGCGCCUUCGACGAAAGGAGGCGUUGACCCUCCAGAUGCUCUCUAGCCUAUCAGACCAGAAAGAUGAUAGUUUAGACGAAGAUGACGAGGACCUGCCCCCCGAGGUGAAGUUGGAACGUGAGAAGGAACGGCGAGUGGCUAACAAUGCCCGCGAGCGCCUCAGAGUACGGGACAUCAACGAGGCGUUCAAGGAGCUCGGGAGGAUGUGCCAGCUGCACCUAAGCCACGACAAACCUCAGACCAAACUUCUCAUCCUGCACCAGGCCGUCAACGUCAUCCUUAAUUUAGAACAGCAAGUCAGAGAGCGCAACCUUAACCCCAAGGCAGCAUGUUUAAAACGCCGCGAGGAGGAGAAGGUGUCCGGGGUGGUGGGGGACGCGCCCAUGCAGCUCUCAGGAGGCCAUCCUAGCAUGGGCGGAGAUGGCCACAACCCCGUUGGCCACAUGUAACACCAGAUCUGGUGGUGUUUCCUUGGCUGUCAGGAUGUGGCCUUAACAGAUUUCUUCCACCCAUUAUUCUCCAGUGUGUGUGUUUGUGUGUGUGCGUGUGUGGGGACAUGUCUGUGUAUUGCCGUUCAAGUUUCAGGAUGCACAUUCACACACUUGUACACACAUGCAUACUGCCAAAACUGACACAGCCUGUUCGUCGCACUCCCAACCAUGACUACAAGCUCAAAUGUGAAGAACUUUUUUUUUUUUUUUUUGCUUUGUUUUAUACAUGUAAAAACAAAUCUUCUUGGUUUCCUCAACAUGAUGGAACACCGAAGCUCUUUUUUUGUCCUGCCACAGAUUGGGAGUUCACACACUGCCGAGAGGUGCUCUUGAGAAAGAAAGGAGACCUAAAAAAAAAAAAAAAAACCCCACAAAUUGAAUCCAGGAUUUGUGCCUAAUUGUUACAUGUUUUCUAUUUGACAUGUGAGGAACAUUUAUUGUGAGGGCUUGCUUAUGUGUAUGAGCAGUUACUUUUAAUGUAUGUCAUUCCCAGCGUGGUGGUACAGUCUUACAUAUGUUAUGUAACCGAGCCCAUAGUUGAAGUUGAAUUGUCUAAAUUCAGUGACUUUUCCCCCGAUCUCAUCAGCAAAUGUUUAGGGAAGGCGGCGGAAAGAUCACAACGGAAAGGUCAAACGUCCUGACAGUUCAAAAAGCAGCUCCUGAAAGACGUGAACCUAGGGUCUCUGACUCGAGAUGGGCCUCAUCCCGCAAGACCACCCGGAGACUUGGAAUCGAAGGCUCCUUCCUCCCAAGUUGAUGAAUUCUCCAAGUGGAGGAGUCUGUCGACUGCGACAAACGCCGUUCUUCCCGUUCGUUGACCACAAAUUCUAGUGUUACUCCGGGAAUCCCUCGUCACGUGUUCAGGUUUCUGUACUGCUUUAUGUACUAAAGCAUACGUGGACGAGGCGAAGCGCAGUCGUAUCGGUUCGGGCUGGAAGUUGAGUGAGGACCUGUUGUGCGUUUCAGUCCCUGAACGUCGCGUAUUGAAGCCAUUUGAGACGCUUGCUAAGUGAUCAGCACCACUUGGCGCUCUUAUCUAAAAUGCUUUACUGACGAUGCCAGCAGACUUAACAGCUCAAUUUUCUUUCCCCUUUAUUAAAUGAUCUGUAAAAGACAAAAAAAAAAAGCAGAAAUCUGGGUUCCUUUCUGCAGAAGGGAUCUUGUUUGAAGCAGGAAAGCCUUCGUGUGACGGAGGCCUUCUUUUCCUGAAUGAGCAUUCCCACCGGCUUGCAGCCCCUCACCUUCCUCCCGAGUACGUUUGUUCUCCCGUUUGUUACCGAGAGGAGCGUGACGUGUAAAUUGACUUCAUACAUUACUCUGAUAUGUUUCAUUUUUCAAAAUUAAAUAUAUAUAUAAAAAUAUAUAUUUUUUGUUAGUCUAUACAUUGUAGAUUUUUUACAUAAAUGGCAAUAUUAGUUUGAAGUUUAGAGUGUAUUGUAGAUGAGCUGAAAAGUGGGAUAUUCGACAUUUAAAAUGAAAUUGUUCAAAAUCUAAAUUGAACCGGGGGGGGGGCAGAGGCUAAAGGUCAACUGCUGACAAAUGAAAAGGCGUUUGGUGUGUCCUUUAUUCCAGUUUUAGUUGUAAAGCGCAUCAUCAGCCGCCCAGAUGAACUCCGAAUGAAUCUGCUCACGUUGGCGCCGAGGGAAAAUGUGGGAAGAUUUUUGUCUCGAACAGUAAUUAUGCAACUGGUUUUUGAAUGUAGCUACCAUACAAAUGUGGAUCACCCUCAUUCUCAAAGUCGUGUUCCUGGGUUUCGUCAGCACCGUAUACUUAUUUUCAUUUUCUUUUCUAAUGUUUGCCCUCAACCAAGUGGCUCUUGUGUGCAGCUCACAUUUUAGUAGCUUGCGCAUCUAUUUUGGAGGCAGACGUCCGUAUUUGGGAGUGAGGUGAUGGAUAAUAUGGAGAACAAAACAGUGUUAUUGUGACGUUAUUCACAUGUCAUGUCAUGUUGUGAAUGGUUUUUACCAACAUGUAAUCACAAGUGGGAGGUAGAGCAUUUUUUUGUUUAAUUUCUACAAAAAGAGAUGAAGAGAAAGACCUAUACAAAUCAAUAGUGUGGCCUUUUCAUUCUCAAGACUUAAGAUGACAUGAUGGGAGAGUGAUACCUUAUCAGUGCCUGAACUUGUAUUUUCAUUUAAGACAGUUUUAUUUUGUGAACCAUAUCAUUUCAUUUACCAUGGAGAUUAAAGAGGUACUUGUUCAUUCCCCCACCCUCCCUUCUCCUAAUGCUUUCUUCAAUUUUCAGGAAGAAGUUUAAAUGGUAUAAAGAGAUUUUCUUUCAGUGUAUCUAGUUAAAUAAAUAAAUGUUACGUAGAUCUUGUUUAGUUUUUAUUCCCCUUUUUUUCUAAUUAUUCAACUGGAUUAUACUGUCCAAACUGCUGUGUUAGUUAAGGUCAUGGGUCCAGGUCAUGAGUUUUCUUUCCCUCAGCCCUAUAUUGGUACAUUGCUUCACAUUUCAGGGUUCAAGAGAUGCUGCUUUUGGCUCUGAUUGUCUGCGGGUUGAUGCACAUUAACAUGUUUCAGUAUGUGUUGCUUCAAUUUCAAUGUAGGGAGUGAGUUGUUUUUUUUUCUUUUCUUUUCGUUCUCGUUGUAGCUGGAACCUCCUAAUGACUCGGAGCAUUCAAUAUUUCUGUAUAUCAGAGUGCAAGCCCUUUGCUGCAGAGACUUUCAAUAUAUUUAGUCUCCUCAUACUAUUUUCACCUCUUCCAGCUCUUUGAUGCUGUUGACACUGACUUUUUUUUUAAGAAGUUCUAAUCACUUCUUUGAAAAAAAAAAAAAAGAAAAGAAAAAGUUGUAUUAAGUUUUUCUUAUUAUUUGAAGAUCAACUAUUGUACUGAAUAUUGCUGAUUUGGGGGAACUCUGACUUGAUGUCAUUUAGUAUUCUGUGAGCAUCCCAUUAGCCUUCAAGCGACAUACUCAAAUCAUUUGUUUUGGGGGACGACGACGACCUUAUUUCUUAAAACGAGUCUUCACAUAGACACAGUUUGAAGUCUGCAGAAAAGCAAGCCGAACACUGCAGGGGCACAUGAUGUCAACAGAAAAUUACAAUAUUCUGAUGGAAAAUGUUAGGUUGACGGGCUUGACAUUGUUUUGGUAUAAGAAAGCAGUAAUAAAACACUUGCUUUCAACAGUUUUGUCAUAUCUUUGUUGAACUAAAAAGGGGGAGACCAUUGAGUGUUAAUACAUUCACAGGUACAGAGCCUGACAUCUUGGGAGUGAGCGUGCUGUUGACUCCUGCUGGGUCCUCAGCGUCUCACUCCGUCUCUCUCUGUCUCUCUCUUUUUUUAUACAUAUAUAUAUAUAUAUAUAUAAAUAUAUAUAGUUGAGAACUGUCCUGUAUAUAACAGUAAUGUAGCAAUAAAUGUGCCAUUUUUAAUAACAGAUUAUACCUUUUCCAAUGUCUGGCUUUUGAAUAUUGUAUACAUAAAAAGGAAAAUAAAGGAAAACAUUGUAAUAAAGGGUU
This is a messenger RNA of Gasterosteus aculeatus aculeatus (three-spined stickleback), 6071 nucleotides long. The record is from RefSeq and is a predicted model, not a curated record. NCBI's taxonomy places the organism in Eukaryota, Metazoa, Chordata, Actinopteri, Perciformes, Gasterosteidae.